UUCUGGAAUAGCUCGGUUGACUUAUUUUUAAACUCUUCGGCACCGAAAUCUGCUGAGUUGUGCAUUACACACUGCGUUGGCCCUUGCACUUAGCAGUUUGGUGUUUUCAUAUCAAAUACGUUUUUUUCUGCACGCACUCCUUCCUGGAGUGGUGCACCAUGGUGACGAGAAAAAAGUAUUUUCUUUUCAGGUUCACACAAUAGCAAAUGUUUGCUGCGCGGCUACCGCUGUCUUUCGCUCAGCUGCGCCGCUGCCCUCAAGGUUGUUCGUCAGCUCUUCAACAAUCGAUUGUUUUUUCACACAUGAAAAGCAAUCUAUUUUAUUAAAAUUUCUAUGCCAAAUUGUCAUCUGCCUCCACCGGAACAUUUAGAAAGUAAAGCAGUUGGCAUCUCUUCAUGUUGGAAUUAAACUGACAAGUUAUUUCCAAUGCUGCUUCAGUCGACGUCGACUACUGUCAGACAUCUUCAUUGACCAUUAAUGUGCAUUAAUGUGUUCGUUGUUGUAGUGAAAUGUUUUUCGGGUGGAACCAUAGCUAAAUUGUAAACGUCAGUCAGUUUCAUUUUGAAAACAUUGGACCGCAAAUAAAUAAUUAUAAUAUUUUAAUAAAAUGUCGCGAAAUAAUACGACCCAAGGCAGUGGAUCAUCUGUGCAAACCUACAAAUUAGUAAUUGUUGGCGGUGGCGGUGUGGGAAAAUCGGCAUUAACAAUACAGUUUAUUCAGAGCUACUUUGUAACUGAUUAUGAUCCUACUAUUGAAGACUCGUAUACCAAACAGUGUGUGAUCGAUGACAUCCCAGCCAAGUUAGAUAUUUUGGAUACUGCCGGUCAAGAAGAAUUCAGUGCUAUGCGUGAGCAAUAUAUGCGCUCUGGUGAGGGUUUCCUGCUUGUGUUCGCUCUAAACGAUCAUUCCAGCUUUGAUGAGAUACCGAAAUUCCAGAAACAAAUCCUACGCGUCAAGGAUCGUGAUGAAUUUCCCAUGUUGAUGGUUGGCAACAAAUGCGAUUUGGAACAACAUCGACAAGUGUCAUUGGAAGAGGCGCAAAAUGUAAGCAGAAAUCUCAUGAUACCGUAUAUUGAGUGCAGCGCAAAGGCGCGUGUCAAUGUGGAUCAAGCAUUUCACGAGCUUGUACGUAUCGUGAGGAAAUUCCAAUUAGCCGAACGUCCGUUCUUAGAGGAGAGUUAUAAUAGGAAAAGCAAACGAAAAUGUUGCGUAUUGUAAUGCGAUAUUAGGCAACAGUUAACAGCUAUGCAGAAAUUAAAGAUUGGAAGACGGUACAUGAUUUUUUCGAAGAUUAAUAAUAAUUUUCGAUAUCGAUGUGGAAUUGAUGAAAAACGCUGCCAAUAAACUGAAUUACAUAAAGAACUACUUAUUCAAAAACAUGAAAACCACACACGCACACAUACAAAAUCUAUGCUAAUCGCGUAAAUGCAUAGAACACAAGUGUAACUCAUUGCAGCAGCAAACAACGGUACAUGUGCAAUACAAGGGGAAGGAAUUCUUAUUUCAGCGUACCACUUGAAAAAUCUGUUUGUACACACGUGACGAAAAACAGUUUAUGAUAAUACAUUUAGUGAAACGCUACAUUUAUUGUACAAAAACGAAAUUCUAAUGCAAGCCACCAGAGUCCAUAGUAUACACCGAACAGAGCAGAAAGUAAGCUAAAACAGUGAUUUGCCACAAUAAAUCAACGAAAAUAUCGAAUACCGCCAAAAAUAUUUAAUGUUUUUUUAUUAAUCAAAUUAAUAAGUCAGUGAAAAACUUGUUAACCAAAUUUAUGCUAAACGCUAAAAAAUCAAAACACCAAUUAAAGUUUUAUACACAUAUUAAAGUAAGGAAAUAUAAAAAAAAUUAUAUAUAUGUUUGUGAAUUUUAUAAACUAAUUAUGUACAACGUCAGGCGAUUAAAAUGUUUAACUAAUAAGUAUGUGAGUUUUGUAUUUAAUAUUAAAAUAAUAGUUUAUUUAUUAAGUGAUAAAAUUGCAUUGCGAAAAUCGUUAUGAUUAUGCCAAAAGAGAUUUGUAUUUUUAUGCUUAAUAUUGAUUGAGAACACCAUUUUUUGCUAAUUAUUGUCGAAAGAAAAUGUUUAAAUAACAAUUAAAAAUGUAUAACAUUGUUAAACAAAUCAAAAAAUUAUUACACAAAAAGCAAAAAAUAUUAAACAAAAAGAAAGCAAAAAAAAUUAAAGAAAACGAGAAAAACUAUUAAAGAAAAAUAACAGAAAAUAUUAACUAACAGUUAAAUGAAACGAAUAAAAUUUUGAGUGCCUACGUUUUUAUAUGUACAAAUGUAUGUAUGAGUGUAAUGUAUGUAAAAGCAAAGGCAGCCAAUCAAAAUUCGGUUGCAACUGCUGUACCAUCCUGAUAUUCUAAAAGUCUAAAAAUAAAUAAGACAACGUUGUAUUAUACUUAACAAAUGCUAAAAUGCUGAAAUGCAAAAACUUAUAUUGGAAAGUUAAAAAAUCUUAAGUCAAAUUUACACUUUUCAUUUAAGAUAGCAAAAAAUACAAAUUUACUUUUUAUUUGUGGAUAAAGGAAGUGAUUGCAAAAAAAAAAAAUAUAUAUAAUUUCACAUAUUUGCAAUGGCUAAACACACACGCUGAUAUUUACAUAUCUGAAUUGCACAAAUUACAUACAGACAAUACACCGAAAAAUUUCAAUGCACAAGUUUGUUUGUAAGCGUUAUAUUGAAGAUGAUGAAUAUUUUCUAUAAUAUAGCAUAACUGCAUGUAUUACAUGUGUAUGUAUGUGUGUGUGCAGUAAAGGUUGUUUGCACUUAUGAAAUAUGAAUGAAAUUGAAAGAAAUAUGCAUUUUUAAAACGCACAAGCGCAUGUCGCAACAUUUUCGUAUGGCAAAAAUAAAAUUUAAAUCAUCUGUUCACAUGCCUAGUAUUCGCAGCGCUUGCAUUACACAUACAUACAUACAUUAAUGUACGUAUAAUACUAAUUAAACAAAA
Messenger RNA from Bactrocera oleae (olive fruit fly), 2953 nucleotides. It is a transcript of the gene Ras64B, whose product is annotated as ras-like protein 2. Gene Ontology annotation, cellular component: plasma membrane. Gene Ontology annotation, biological process: Ras protein signal transduction. Gene Ontology annotation, molecular function: GTPase activity; GTP binding; GDP binding. Lineage: Eukaryota; Metazoa; Arthropoda; Insecta; Diptera; Tephritidae. The record is from RefSeq and is a predicted model, not a curated record.